AUGGCGACGGUCUUUGCGUCCUCAGCGGUUCUAGGGCCAGCUGCCGCAAUCCCCGGCGGUUUGUCGUCAACUAAUACGGGCAACUGCCCAUUGCCGUACUCGUCGACUUGCAACGACUCCAAGCCUAUUGGAAUGUGCUCUAGCGAUAUGGAGGUCAUCGGUAACGUACCAGAGGCUGUUCAUGAGGGACUCUUGCCUCCUACAGGGAUCGGGUUAGACCCCGAUCAUAACAUCUUCUUCACUUACGCCAGGAACAUGGAGAAGCAGAGGUAUUCCUUAACAAAGGCAGUAUCGUUCACUGAAGAGAUUCCAUGGCCUUCUGAGGAGUGGCAGGAUUGUUCAGAUGGCCAGAAUGCCUCUACCUGUUUUGUGAAUGUGCAAAAUGUCGUGCUUGACUCCGUUGGUGGCUGGUGGGUGCUCGACUCUGGUAUCCCCAGCGGCGCGUCAAUGCCAGUACCCGACGGUCCGAAGCUGAUCAAUUUCAACUACGCCACCGGUGAAGUCGUCCGCACAUACAUCUAUCCGCAGGGACAGUGGUUUGCCAAGCUGCAGCUGAACGACGUCAGAGUUAACAACACCCUUGGGGCCAGCGGCUAUGCUUUCAUUACGGAGGACUCCCAGUACGGGUCCAUCACCACUCUGGACUUGGAUACGGGCGAGUUCACCCGCCACCUUUACAAUACAACCUUUACCAGACCUGAUGAGAGGUUUACCUCCAUGUACAACGGGGAGCCAAUCCGCAACUGGAACGGUACCAGGCCAUUUUACAUGACAUCCGGGACAAACGGCAUCGCCCUAGCUUCUGGAAAUGUCUACUGGGGGGUCAAGUCUUCCCACCGUUGGUACUUUGUCUCCCAGGAAGCGUUGCUUGGCGGGCUGACUGAUGAGGAGCUGGCCACGGAGGUCCAAGUUCCUGGCAAUAUUCCUUCGGAGCAGGCAGGCUUCACGGCCGACGACAGAGGUCGCAUAUACCUUAUGGCUUCCGAGCAUAACGCUAUCCUAUAUGUGGAUACCCUCGAAUCUGAGGUCACAGAGCCCACACCGAUCGCCCCUGGCGGUUCCGGAGUCGUGACUGCCGAGAACCUUGUCCACAGGACUCUGAUACGCAGUGGCCUGAUCCAGGCCGCCGACACGGCCUGCAUCUUGGACGGUUGGCUGUAUUUCGACACUAACCAGCAGGGCUUGGCCCCCAUGAGGCAGUAUAAUAACAGAGACCGGCGGCGCGGCCCUUUUAGGAGCUAUCGGUACUGGAUUGGCAGAGGUCCCGCCGUGUAA
This is a messenger RNA of Diaporthe batatas, 1275 nucleotides long. RefSeq lists its product as uncharacterized. NCBI's taxonomy places the organism in Eukaryota, Fungi, Ascomycota, Sordariomycetes, Diaporthales, Diaporthaceae. The record is from RefSeq and is a predicted model, not a curated record. The transcript has 4 exons. The coding region runs from base 1 to 1275 and encodes 424 amino acids.